Emiliania huxleyi CCMP1516 is the source of this 1489-nucleotide messenger RNA. RefSeq lists its product as hypothetical. Bases 1 to 1422 code for a protein of 473 amino acids. The transcript is spliced from 6 exons. The record is from RefSeq and is a predicted model, not a curated record. Lineage: Eukaryota; Haptophyta; Isochrysidales; Noelaerhabdaceae.
AUGCACCGGGCGAUGCACCAGGUGAUGCUCGACGAGCUCUCCAACUACGAGCUGCUCGGCCGGAGGCACACACACGCACGGCACACGCACGAGGUGCGCAUGUUCGAGGGGGAGGUGGAGCUGGCGAGGGACGAGCUGCGUGAGGCGCAGCGGCAGAACGAGCAGCUGCAGCAGGGGUCCGCGGGGAUGGAGGAGCUGCUGCAGCGACUCGCGAGGGCGGAGAUCGACUUCCACUCCCGCCGCCUCGAGGCGCCCCCCGCCGAGCAGACGACGCGGCAGGCCAAGGCGACGCACGAUCUGUGGAACCGUCGCGGGCGCGAGACGAACCCGGGCGUGAUGGAGGGCGGGCUGACGGUGGAGGGGCGCGCGCUGACCCGCGUGGCGUGGCUGUACUUCCGACAGGCGUCCGAGGUGUUGCGCCAGCGGCGCGCUGCGGCCGAGGCGAGCACACGGCGGGCCUCGGGCCUGGGCAGCGGCGGCGGGCCGAACCUGGAGCUGCUCCGGCUCGAGUACCAGUCGCUCGUCUCGGCGGCAAACAUGACGCGCAAGCUCGACGAGGAGGCUGCUGUCGCCGAGUACUCCGAGAUCCAGACGAGCGCGGUGCUGCUCGAGCACGCGGGGGCGGACGAGGGGCUGCGCAAGGUGCUCUCCGAGGCGCGUCGCCACCUCGCCAAGGCCGAGGAGAUGCAGCGCGAGGCGCAGGCGAGGCACACUCUCGCGCACUCUCUGCCGUCGGCGCCGAGCAGCCGCGCGCUCCGUGCGAGCUCGGUGGCGGAGCCGAGGCUGCCCGGCCCCCUCUCGCUCACCCUCUCGCCGCUCCGCCCCGGCGCCAUCGGCCUGGCGCACGAGGCGGGCAAGGCGUCGUACCGGGUCGGCCUCGAGAGCGCCGCCCUCUCUCGCGUGGCGGAGCACGGCCUCGCCGCUUUCGGCCGCAUCACGCCGCUCCACCCCGUGGCGGCGGGCGAAGGCGCGUGGGCUGCCGCCGCGCCUGCAGAGGCGACGCUCUUCGCGUGGGCCUUCCCUCUCGCCGGCGCCCGCGGCACCGGACUGGUGCCUCAGUCAGACGAGGAGCGUUUCGUCGUCUUCGGCGGCUUUGUCUACUUUGACGGCCUCUCGCGCGUCUGCGGCGUCCGCGCCGCCUCCCCGGGGGUCGGUCUCGCCUUCGACGGGCCGAACUCGCUGCUCGACGAGCUGAGCCAUGGCGCGCGGGUGCGCGAGGUGCUGCUCGAGCGCGGGCUGUGCAACCCCGCCUCGCUGCCGUCUCUCCGCGACUGCGGCGUCGACGAGCACUGGUGGCUCGCGCCGGGCCAGCAGAUCGCCGACGAGGACGGGUCCGCCUGGCCGCACGGCGCGUUCGUCUGCCUGUACGCGGAGCCGUCUGCGCACCUCGACUGCUUCUUCGCGUGCCGUCCUCCAAGCUGAUGGUGAUGCGUCUGUGAGAUGAGUAUUACGCAGGACGCAGGUAUGAAACAUCUCUGUGAAAACAUGU